This is a messenger RNA of Eimeria mitis, 2340 nucleotides long. RefSeq lists its product as uncharacterized. NCBI's taxonomy places the organism in Eukaryota, Apicomplexa, Conoidasida, Eucoccidiorida, Eimeriidae. The transcript has 4 exons. Bases 1 to 2340 code for a protein of 779 amino acids. The record is from RefSeq and is a predicted model, not a curated record.
AUGAGCCUUGAGACUAAACAGCGGGCGAUGAGUGCAACUUUUGCUGCUGCCGAUCCUGUUGCAGUUGCUGCUGCUGCUGCUGCUGCUGCUGCUGCUGCAGCCACUGAAGAUCCAACAUCUGGCGCUAAAGUGUAUGGUCACGCAGUUCCUUCUUCCUCAACUGCUGCUGCUGCUGCUGCUGCUGCUACUGCUGCUGCUGCAUCACUUCAGCACCAAGCAGCAGCUCCUAUAGACUUCCCUGGCAGGGGUGAGUGCACAAUGUCUGCUGCAGCAGCGCAGCGCGCAGCAGCAGCAGCAACGCAGCAAAGAGCAGCAGGAGCAGCGUCAUAUGGCACAAAUACAACGCAAGCAGCAGCAGCAACGGAGGAAGCAGCAGCAGCACCAGAAGCAGUAGCAGCAAAGGCAGCGGCAGCGCCAGAAGCAGCAGCAGCACCAGAAGCAGCAGCAGCACCAGGAGCAGCAGCAGCAUCAGAAGCAGCAGCAGCACCAGAAGCAGCAGCAGCACCACCUGCUGCAGCAGAGCAUUUGUCUGCUGUCGCUGGCCAGCAGCAAGCAUCAUCACCAUCAGCUGUGCCGCAACAGCAGGAUCCUCCCAGCAGCAGCAGCACCAACGGCGGCAGCAGCAGCAGCAGCAGCAGCAGCAGCAGCAACGGCACCAGCCUGACUAACGAAGAUAUUGAAGCGGUGCUUGCUGUUGUGGAUUUGGCUUUGGAGCUGCAGCAGCCUCCCCUGCUGCAGCAGAAUCCUGCUGCUGAUGCUGCUGCUGCUGCUUCAGCGCAGCAGGUAGCUAUGCAAGCAGAGGCUCUUGCUGCUGCAGCAGGAGCAGCAGCAGCAGCAGAUCUCCUCGCCCAGAGCCAUCGGCACCAGGCCCCAGGGCAUGCACCAGGAAGCAGCAGCCACCCCACCAUCACUGCAGCAGAAGCAGCAGCAUCAACUGCUUCUGCUGCUCUUGCUGCAGCAGAGGCUUUCCCCUAUGCGAACACUGCAAGCGCCGUCCUUGUGGAGACGCAUGCACGUCAGCAGCAGCAGCAGCAGCAGCAACAGCAACAGCAGCAGCAGCAGCAGCAAGAGUAUCGAGAUGCAGUUAUGCAGAAGCAGCUGCACUGUCUCCGCUUGCUGCUGCUGACGGGCUGUCUAAACCCCCAGUGGAAGAACUACGCAAACCCUCAUGUCUUCCAGUUUCACUUCGCGUUGCUGCUGUCUGCACCGAUUGAGCCUCUCUUUGACGUUUACCUUCGCAACAUUUUCUCCCCAAUCCUCGACGCCUCGCGGCCCCCCCAAGCAGAAACUGCUGAUGCUGCUGCUGUUGCUGCUGCUGGUGAUGCUGCUGGUGCUGCUGCUGCUGCUGCGCCCUUGUUGCUGCUGCAGCAGCAACAGAUGCAACAGGAACGACAGCAGGAACAGCAGCAGCAGGAACAGCAGCAGCUGCAGCAGCAGCAGCAGCAGCAGCAACUGCCUCACAACCCUGCGAUGGAACAAGGGGACCAAGGGAUCGCUGUUUCUCCCUUCAGCAGCAGCAGCAGCAGCAGCAGAAGAAGCAGCAGCAGCAGCUGCACAGAGGAGAGCAGCGGCCUGUCGGCAGAAGUCGGGGGCCUUGAAGAAGAGAUAUUAAUGCUGGUGCUGAGGGACAACCGCCGCAGCAGCAGCCUGACAGCUGCUGCUGCUGCAGUGAGCACCGCCCUAGACUGGGUAUACGACGCAUGCAAGGCCUUGGAGGACCGGGGGAGGCCCCCAGGAGCAGCAGAGGGGAGCCACAGUGCAGCAGUUGUGCCAGCAGCAACACUCGGCAGCAGCAGCAGCAGCAGCAGCGGGAACUGCGGAAGCUGCGGCGCUCCCGCAGGCUUUUCCCUGUUCGCCACACCUCUUGCUGCUGCUGCUGCUGCUGCUGGUAUUACUAAUGCUGUUUAUGGUGCUGCUCCUGCUGCUGCAGCUCCCGCUGUUGCUGCUGCUGCUGCUGCUGCUGCUGAGUACGAGAGGGCCUCUGCUGCUGCUGGCCUUUUGGGGGGGGUGGCAACGGGGGGGUGGGGAGGAAUAACAGGUAUGCAGCUGCAGCAGCCGAAUAUGCUGCCGGAGCAGCAACCCGUGCUGCAGCUGCAGCAGGCGAUACAUCUGAAGCAGCAGAUGGAGCUGCAGCAGGAGCUGCAGCUGCAGCAGGAGAUGCAGCUGCAGCAGGAGAUACAGCUGCAGCAGGAGAUGGAGCUGCAGCAGCAGCAAAUGAAUAGGCUGCAGCAGCUCUCAUGCCCCCUGCAUCAGCUGCAGCAGAUGGACAGCAAGGAGCUGCUGCUGGAGGACCCCCAGCAGCAGCAACAGCAGCAGCAGCAGCAGCAGCAGCAGCAGUAG